Molecule: messenger RNA, 1637 nt
Organism: Gastrolobium bilobum
Lineage: Eukaryota; Viridiplantae; Streptophyta; Magnoliopsida; Fabales; Fabaceae
Product: transcription factor-like protein DPB
Exons: 10
Coding region: 157-1113 (318 amino acids)
Biological process (GO): regulation of cell cycle; regulation of transcription by RNA polymerase II
Cellular component (GO): transcription regulator complex; nucleus
Molecular function (GO): DNA-binding transcription factor activity, RNA polymerase II-specific; RNA polymerase II transcription regulatory region sequence-specific DNA binding
Source: RefSeq, a predicted model, not a curated record
CUCAAGACUUUUACCCUCAAUUUUGGAGCGAAAUCUAUAUUACGUAUUAUUCUGUGCUGCUACUGAAGGAACCCCCCUUUUGCUUAGAUCUGCCGCCGGCAACCGCCGUUGACUCCUUCCAUCUAGCCACCGCCGAACGGUGAGUCACUUUGCAAGAUGGGAACGAGAUCGCGGCAAUCAUGUCGAGACGAAGAAGAGGAGGAGCUGCUAGGUUGUGGAACCACGAGUAGAGGCGCUGAUAACGCUUUUCUCAAAUUGAACAAUCUUGACAUACACGGCGAUGAUGCUGGAUCACCCGGAGCAGUUGCUAGCAAGAAGAAAAAGAGAGGCCAACGGGCUGUUGGAGGUGAUAAGAGUGGAAGAGGGCUCCGCCAAUUUAGUAUGAAAGUUUGUGAGAAGGUAGAAAGCAAGGGAAGAACAACUUACAAUGAGGUGGCAGAUGAACUUGUGGCUGAAUUUUCUGAUCCAAUCAAUAGUGAUUUGACCCCUGAUCAGCAACAAUAUGAUGAGAAAAACAUUCGUCGAAGGGUCUAUGAUGCUCUGAAUGUUCUCAUGGCAAUGGAUAUUAUUUCCAAGGAUAAAAAGGAAAUACAAUGGAGGGGUCUUCCUCGUACUAGUCAGAAUGACAUUGAAGAACUAAAGGCAGAGCGUCUUGGGCUCAGAAAUAGAAUUGAAAAGAAAGCAGCCUAUCUGCAAGAGCUCGAGGAGCAAUUUGUAGGUCUUCAGAGCCUUAUAGAACGAAAUGAGCAAUUAUAUAGCUCAGGAAAUCCUCCCAGCGGAGGUGUAUCUUUACCUUUCAUUCUGGUACAGACACGUCCUCAUGCAACUGUUGAAGUGGAAAUAUCAGAAGAUAUGCAGCUUGUACAUUUUGAUUUCAAUAGUACUCCUUUUGAGCUGCAUUACGACAAUUAUGUUCUCAAGGCAAUGAAAUUUUGUGAGAGACCAGAGAGUGAUAAUAUAACAAACAAUAUUACCAGUGGAGGUGAAGGUUCUAGCAUGCCAGGCUUGUAUCAGUCACAGGUUCCUCCUCCAGUUUCAAACGGGCCAGUUAGGCCUCCCACAUCACCCCCACUUCCUGGAAUAUUAAAGGCAAGAGUUAAACAAGAGCAUUAAUCUGCAAUUUUAUCACAUCGUCUUGCUUUAUUUAAGCAUGUCUGUAUAUUUUGUAAAUGAAUUUGCUGCAAUUAAUAGACCUCCAUAAUAUUUUGUAAAGUCAUUCUGUAGGUUAGAAGCAGACUGAUCUGCUUCUUUGUUGUUAGGGGUAGACUGGCAAAUUUGUUGCUUGCAAUCCAUCAUUUACCAUUUGAACUGAUUAUGUUUCCCCGACAUAUUUUCUCAGGAACCGUUCCCCCGUUGUAGUAAGUGAGAAAUCGGUUUGUAUUUAGUGCAUAGAUCAUGGAAUGGAAUCCAACAGCAUAGGGUUAAUUUCGGAAUUCACUGGUUUAUAGUGUAAACUGUACAGUUUUCCAGCUUACGUUGAUAUUAGUUGUUUUUUUUUUUUGGAAGUAGAUAUUAGUUGGUCUUUAGACCAAUGCAUCUUAACCUGCUUGUCUUGUAGCAUAUACUAGGGCCCCCUUGAGGCUCUGCGUGUUUCUAUUUCAAAAUUACUUUGAUGGAAAUUUUGAUAAAUGUGUCAG